AAGAUAUCGCCAUAUUUGGACGAAAACGGUAUAUUGCGUUUGUGCGUUAGAGCUGUACACAUCGAACUUGCAGAGAAUCUAUCAACCGAUGCAUUCAUCUUAUGUUUACGUAAUUUUCUAAAUCGUCGUGGAACUCCAGUGAGAAUUAGGAGUGACAACGGAACUAAUUUUAUUGGUACACAAAGGGAGCUUGCCUCAGCCGAACAUCUAUUGGACACAGGACGUAUCCGUGAAGAAGCCACAAAACAUCAUAUCGAGUGGAUAUUCAAUUGUCCUGCCAAUCCAAGUAGCCUUGGCUGUUGGGAGCGCUUAAUUUAAAUUGUUAAAUCCCUACUCAACAGAACGUUACAGAGAGAACAUACGUUUCAAAGUGUACUGAUAGAAGCAGAAAAUAUUAUUAACUCGCGUCCUUUAACCGACAUACCUAUGUCGCACGAAGAAGAAGAGCCAAACACGCCUAACCACUUUAUUUUGAGCUGUGUCAAUUCAACACAAACGCCUCAUCCUGCAGACGAGAAAAUAUGCCUCAAGAAACAAUAGAAGAUUGCGCAGAACCUGAAAGAUCGAUUAUGGAAACGUUGGACCAUAGAGUAUGUACCAAAAUUAUUUCGCCGAGCAAAGUGGCAAGAAGCAGUGCCUCCCCUACAAGUCGGAGAUCUCGUCAUUAUAUGCGAGAU
Ceratitis capitata (Mediterranean fruit fly) is the source of this 677-nucleotide messenger RNA. RefSeq lists its product as uncharacterized. The transcript has a single exon. The record is from RefSeq and is a predicted model, not a curated record. The annotation marks the transcript as partial. Gene Ontology annotation, molecular function: nucleic acid binding. NCBI's taxonomy places the organism in Eukaryota, Metazoa, Arthropoda, Insecta, Diptera, Tephritidae.